This is a messenger RNA of Venustampulla echinocandica, 12741 nucleotides long. RefSeq names its product putative hybrid nrps pks. The record is from RefSeq and is a predicted model, not a curated record. Gene Ontology annotation, biological process: secondary metabolite biosynthetic process; fatty acid biosynthetic process. Lineage: Eukaryota; Fungi; Ascomycota; Leotiomycetes; Helotiales; Pleuroascaceae. The coding region runs from base 1 to 12741 and encodes 4246 amino acids. Gene Ontology annotation, molecular function: fatty acid synthase activity; 3-oxoacyl-[acyl-carrier-protein] synthase activity. The transcript is spliced from 5 exons.
AUGGACCCAAAGGAACCUAUUGCUAUCAUCGGCACUGGAUGCCGUUUCCCUGGCGAUUGCGAUAAUCCAUCGAAGCUAUGGGAACUUUUGCGUGAGCCGCAAGACCUCUUGAAAGAGAUUCCUGAAGAACGUUUCAACGUCGACACAUUCUACCACCCCAAGAACUACCACCACGGAAGCAGCAAUGUCCGCCACAGCUACUUGCUCAACGAAGACCUGCGGUACUUUGAUGCACAAUUCUUUGGGAUCAAGCCUAUUGAGGCCAACUCGAUUGAUCCGCAGCAGCGACUGCUUCUUGAGACGGUAUAUGAAAGUCUCGAGGCCGCCGGAUUAUCGAUAAACCAGAUGCGCGGCUCUACCACGGCUACCUACGUGGGUGUUAUGAGUGCCGACUUUACCGACAUGAUUAGUCGUGAUAUUGAUAUGUUCCCAACAUAUUUUGCUACUGGUACGGCGAGAAGCAUACUGAGUAACAGGCUGUCGUACUUUUUUGACUGGCAUGGUCCGUCGAUGACUAUCGACACAGCUUGUUCUUCUAGUUUGGUUGCCAUGCAUCAAGCUGUGCAAACUCUACGUGCAGGAGACUCGUCCAUCGCGGUGGUAGCCGGUUCAAAUCUGGUGCUCGGCCCUGAGCAAUAUAUUGCUGAAAGCAAACUACAAAUGCUUUCUCCCACCGGGAGGAGUCGCAUGUGGGAUGCUGAUGCGGAUGGUUAUGGCCGCGGGGAGGGGAUAGCAGCCAUUGUUCUCAAGCGUUUAAGCCAGGCUCUGGCGGACGGUGAUCACAUCGAGUGCAUUAUUCGAGAGACGGGCCUAAAUCAAGACGGCAGGACGCGAGGGAUCACCAUGCCGAGCGCAUCGGCGCAAGCAGCCUUGAUUCAAUCGACUUAUGCCAGGGCCGGUUUGGAUCUCAGCAAGCGAGCUGACCGACCGCAGUAUUUUGAAGCACACGGCACAGGUACACCGGCAGGCGACCCCAUCGAGGCUGAAGCUAUAAGUGAUGCCUUCUUUGGUCCUGGUUCAAACUUUACACCGAGUGGUCCCGAAGAUACGUUGUUUGUUGGGUCUAUCAAGACCAUUAUAGGCCAUACUGAAGGCACAGCCGGCCUCGCAGCUGUCAUAAAGGCCUCGUUGGCGGUACAGGGCAGAACGGUGCCCCCUAAUCGAUUGUUGAGUCGGCUCAACCCAAGUGUUGCUCCAUUUUAUCGCAACCUCAAAAUUCUUUCAGCAGCGCAAAAAUGGCCGACGAUAGCAAAGGGUGCCGUGCGUAGAGUUAGCGUGAACAGCUUCGGCUUCGGAGGAGCCAAUGCUCAUGCCAUCCUGGAGAGUUUCGAUGAACCGAUUGGCAACGAGUUAUUGACACAACAUGACAAAUUUCACACUUGUUUUACUCCCUUCCUUUUUUCAGCCGCUUCGGACAGUGCUCUCAUUUCCGGCCUUGAAAGGUAUCGAGAAACUUUGGCGACAACAAAGACAAAGAACGGCGAGUUUCAGUUCACACCCAGGGAUCUUUCCUGGACGCUGAGUAGCCGUCGCUCAACUCUUGAAUCUCGCACUAUUCUACCUGCUGUGAGCAAUUUUGAAGACCUAGUUGCGAAUCUGGAUACGACCAUAAAAAACCUGAGCGAAUCUCCUCCCUCACCAUCAUCCAGGACGGAUUCAUCGGGGAAAAAGCUGCGUAUCCUUGGCAUUUUUACCGGGCAGGGUGCGCAAUGGGCUCGAAUGGGUGCGGAACUUCUCGAGAAGUCUCCCGCUGCGAGGAGUAUCAUAUCCAAACUGGACCAGAGUCUCAAUUCUCUCCCGUCUCAGGACCGGCCACAAUGGCUGCUGCGUGACCAGAUUCUUGCAGAUGCGGAAUCGUCUCAAGUCAGCACAGCAUCCAUAUCACAACCAAUAUGCACGGCCAUCCAGAUCAUGUUGAUUGACCUGCUGAGAGUGGCGGGCAUUGAACUAUCGGCUGUGGUGGGUCACUCGUCGGGUGAGAUUGGUGCUGCCUAUGCUGCACAAUACCUCACUGCCGAAGAAGCGAUUCGCGUGGCAUACUAUCGAGGACUACACCUUCGAUCCGUCUCACACAAGGAAGGUGCAAUGAUGGCAGUUGGCACAUCGUUCGAGGACGCCACAGAACUGUGUGAGCUGCCGGCCUUCGAAGGACGUGUAUGUGUGGCUGCGAGCAACUCUCCUGCUAGUGUUACCUUGUCGGGAGACGCCGACGCGAUCGAAGAGAUCAAGGUGGUUCUCGCCGAAGAAAAGAAAUUUGCCCGCCUCCUCAAGGUAGAUCGAGCUUACCACUCUCACCAUAUGCAGCCCUGCGCUGAGGCAUACGUGCGGUCGCUUCAGCAGUGUCAUGUCACAUCUAAGCGUCGUACCAAUUGUCGCUGGGUCUCCAGUGUCUUUGUGCAAGAUAUCACCGAUAUGCCCGAAGACGAGAGCCUCAGUGGUACAUACUGGGCUUCGAAUCUGACAAGACCCGUCAUGUUCGCCGAGGCCCUGAGGAAGACUCUCGAGGACCCGGAGAACGGAACACCAACGCCACAAUAUGAUCUUAUUAUCGAGGUUGGACCGCAUCCAGCACUGAAGAAUCCUGUAUCACAAACAAUCCAAGACUACCUAGGACAAUCCGUGCCGUAUAUAGGCACGCUAUCACGCGGUGUCAACUCCAUCGAGGCCUUUUCCACGGCGCUAGGAAAUAUUUGGGAGUUAUUUGGUGAAGGCGUGGUUGACUUCACGACAUUCGACCGUUUGGUUUCGGGAGGGAGAAUUCCCAAGCCCAAGCUUUGCAAGGGACUUCCAUCGUAUCAAUGGGACCACAACCGAGCAUUCUGGUACGAAUCACGUCUUUCCAGGGCUUUUAGAACGAGGAAGGACAGCCCCAAUGAACUCUUGGGAAGAGACGUCUCAGAUGGUGCCCCUGAUCAACUUCGUUGGCAUAACGUGCUCAAACGCAGCGAGAUUGAAUGGUUGGAUGGCCAUCAGGUGCAAGGGCAAACAGUGUUUCCCUGCGCUGGCUAUGUAUCGGCUUGCAUUGAGGCGGCAAUGAGAUUGCCAGGCAUGAAGCAGCAACAGCCUCAGGAGCAGCAGCAACAACGGACAAUUCUGGCUAUUGAGCUGCUAGAUGUUAUAAUCGGUCAAGCCGUGGUGUUUGGUGAUGACCAAGACACGGGAAUCGAGACCUUUGUGACUCUGACUAAUAUUGCUUGGCAAGAAAAGGACAGUGAUGGCAACAGGAUUAUAUCUGCCAAUUUUUCAUUCUACUCCUCUCCAAACAGCGAGACCUUAGAGAUGACUAGCCACGCUACGUGCCAGGUUCGAGUUACUGUCGGAGAAGAGCGUCCUGGAUGCUCCGAUACGAACAUGCCACCCAGAAAGCCACACGAGGACGAUUUUGCAAUGCUGGAAGUUGAGUCGGACCGCUUCUAUGACGCUCUUGGAAAACUUGGCUUUGGUUACUCUGGUCCCUUCCGAGCGUUGUCAGGAAUGAAGCGGAAACUCGGCGCGGCUUCUGGCUUCAUCCGGAAUUCUCCUUCCUCGUCUUCUCCGCCUCUCCUGAUUCAACCAGCAGCGCUGGAUGCUGCUAUACAGUCCAUCAUGUUAGCGUACUGCUACCCUGGAGAUAGCAUGCUGCGCUCCAUCUAUCUUCCCACGGGUAUCAAGCGUCUGCUAGUCAAUCCCCAGCAUUGUUUGAGCUUUACUGGUGCCGACAUAGACGUACCUUUCGAUGCUAUGGCCUCAAUCAACACGUCUAGGAGUCUCUCAGGGGACGUCAGCAUCUACUCCCCAGAUGGUUCCCUCAAGGCAAUUCAACUAGAGGGAUUGCAAACGCGACCACUUUCCAACUCGACCGAGUCUAGCGACUUGAACAUAUUCACCGAGAUGGUAUGGGAAGUUGGCAAUCCCGAUGGCGAGCUAAUUGUCGCAAAAACAAACGUUCCGGAACUUGAACCUGACCUGCUCUUCUCGCUUGAGCGUGUGGCAUAUUUUUACCUGAGAUCGCUGGACAAGCAAUUCACUGCAAAAGAUCGGGCCAGAAUGAAACUCGAAUGGCAUCAGGAACGGUUUUUUGCAUACAUUGAUCACUGUCUCACCAGAGUGGCCCGUGGAAGUCACCCUUUCGUUAAACCCGAGUGGAUCCAUGAUUCUGAGAACAUCAUAUCAGAUAUCCUUAAGAAGUAUCCCGAAAACAUCGACCUGAGACUUAUGUGUGCCGUGGGAGAAAAUAUGGCAGCUGUAAUUCGAGGGCAGACGACGAUGCUAGAACACAUGAUUAAGGAUAACAUGCUGAACGACUUCUAUGUCGUUGCUCAUGGGAUGCCUCGAUACACCAAGUAUCUUGCGUCAAUAGCACGUCAGAUUAGUCAUCGAUAUCCGCACAUGUCCGUCCUCGAGAUCGGAGCAGGUACAGGCGGUGCCACAAAAUCGUUCCUGAACGAGCUGAGUGGUAGCUUCUCCACUUACACGUUCACGGACAUCUCCAGUGGCUUCUUCCCUAAAGCAGAGCAGGUAUUCUCUUCGUACAGCUCCCGGAUGAACUUCAAGGUGCUGGACAUCGAGAAGGACGUGCAAGAACAAGGCUUCUCGGAUGGAUCUUUCGACGUGGUCAUUGCUUCACUGGUACUCCAUGCGACUAGAAACCUGGCCGAUACUUUGAAGAACGUCCGGCGACUUCUCAAGCCGGGUGGCUACCUGCUCCUUCUUGAGAUUACCGAGAAUGAGCAGAUGCGUUUUGGUCUCAUCUUUGGUGGACUCCCAGGGUGGUGGCUCGGCCAUGAAGAUGGGCGUGCACUAUCCCCUUGCAUUGGGCUGAAGGAAUGGGACUUGUAUCUGAAGCAGACAGGUUUCUCUGGAAUGGAUACUGCUAUUCCGCAUCACGACAAGCUACCAGUCCCCCUCUCAAUCAUCGUCUCUCAGGCUGUUGAUGAUAGGGUCCAGUUCUUGAAACACCCCAUAUCGUCCCCAUUAUCGUCGAUUCAAUCGAGCCCGGUCAUCCCUCGAUUAACAUUGAUCGGUGGGGGUGGAGUCAAAAGCGCAAAAAUUGCGGCAGAUAUUAGUAGGAUUCUAGGCCAUGGGGGACCCCAUUGCGGACAGAUGAGAUUUAUCAAGUCACUCCAAGACAUUCGGCCACACCAAGACCUGCCUAUAGGAGGAACCACCCUCUGCCUAGCCGACAUCGACGAACCCGUUUUCAAGUCAAUAAAUGCAGAGAAGCUUCGCGGAUUCCAAGAGAUCUUCAAACAGUCCGCCAAUGUCCUCUGGAUCACCCGGGGCUCGCGUAGUGGCGAUCCUUUCUCAAGGAUGGUGAUUGGAUUUGGUCGAACACUGGUGCUCGAAAUGUUACAUAUUCGCCUUCAGUUCCUCGACAUUUCUCCAAGUAGUGCUGCGGAUAUUGAUAUCGUGAUGCCCGACCCAACUUCCAUUACCGAGUAUCUUCUUCGCUCUGAGGCGGCAGGGACUUGGGAAAAUGAAGGCGGUGCACAGUCCGAACGCGAGCCUCUCCUCUACUCUAAUGAACCAGAACUACACUUUGACCAAGAGAGUGGCAAAUUAUAUGUUCCACGGUUCAAGCUGAACAAGAGCCAGAACGAUCGGUACAACUCUGGCCGUCGGACCAUCACCGACCUGGUCGAUACGAAGGAGACGAUUGUUCAGCUCGCGCACCGCAAUGACGGGUUAUGCAACCUUUUUAUCGAAGACCCGUCUUCUUCUUCACCAGUUUCUGACUCUCUUCUCAACACGACAACGCAAAUGGUCGAGAUCGACGUCCUUUAUUCUGUCACCCGAGCAAUUAAGGUGCGCAGAGACUUCUUCCUUUUCCCAGUCCUCGGCGUAGACCGACGGACUGGGGAGAGGAUCCUGGCACUAUCCCUGAAAGAAGCAUCCAGAAUUAACGUCAUGGCCUGUUUCGUCCUGCCUGGGGUUGCAGCUCCAGAAGCGCCAGAUGGGGCCGUCGAGGCUUUACAGUUGCUAUACACUGAGCUACUUGCCCAGUCGGCGAUGAGGGACGUUCUGAUAGAUAGUCAAGUUAUCCUCCUGCAGCCAGACCCUGCAUUUGCUCGUGCAGUCAGCCGACUUGCAACUGACAAAGGCGCUAAACUUGCUUGUUUGAUGACGACUAAGAGACAGCAUCCUGGCAGCACGGAACCUGGUCUGGCAUGGAGCUAUAUUCACUCGAACGCAUCGAAACUCGAACUUCAGCAAUCAGUUCCCAACUUGUUCAUGGCUUCUGCAACCAAUAGUCCCUGGCUAAUUCUGAAUAUGGGAGGUGCAACCACGAAGGGUCUCUGUCGGAAUCUCGUCGAAUGCUUGCCCCCAGGUGUUGCGGCUCAUGUGAGCUCGGAGGCCACACUUACCUCUCAAACAGUGAUUUUGCCCCCACGCUUAGACCAACAUUGGCAAGAUGUUCGCUCUAUUCUGGUUAAUGCCAAAUACGGAAUGGAGGCGCGAGAUGGUGGUAAAGAGGAUCAGAAACGUCUUGCCGUUGUCACGGCCAAUGACCUGGUUAAUCAGCAGCUCCCUCAUGGCCUCAGGGAUGAACCACACGUCGUUGCUUGGCAUAAUCUAGGAAACGUCCCAAUCCAAAUCACACCUGUCGAUUCACACGUCAAGUUCAGAAAUGACAAGACUUACUGGCUUGUUGGUUUGACUGGCGGCCUAGGUUUGUCACUGUGCGAAUGGAUGGCACAGCGGGGCGCUCGCUAUCUGGUAGUCUCUAGUCGCAGUCCUAAGGUGGAUGAGCGAUGGUUGAAGAAAAUGAAGGGGCUACAAGUCACCGUGCAGGUCAUUGCCAAUGACAUAUGUGACCGAGAUUCGGUCCGGGCUGUAUACGAUGAAAUUUGCCGCAAGCUGCCACCUGUUGCCGGCGUUGCCCAAGGAGCAAUGGUCCUGCAUGAUACCAUGUUUCUUGACCUCGACAUGGAGCGUGUUAACAAGGUCAUGCGGCCCAAGGUUGAUGGAUCCAUGUACCUGGAAGAGAUCUUCAAAGACACUGACCUUGAAUUUUUCAUCUUCUUCUCCUCCAUGGCCGCGGUUACAGGAAAUCCCGGCCAGUCUGCCUACGCUGCAGCCAAUAUGUUCAUGGCUGGUUUGGCCAGUCAACGCAGGAAGCGGGGCCUCAAUGCAUCGGCAGUGCAUAUUGGAGCUAUCUUUGGUAAUGGGUAUGUAACGAGAGAGCUGACCCUUGCCCAGCAGGAGUUUCUCGGAAAGGUGGGCAAUCUGUGGCUGUCGGAGCAGGAUUUCCGCCAACUCUUCGCUGAAGCUGUGCUUGCUGGACAGGACCGCCGUAACAAGAAUCCUGAGCUAUCGACGGGCUUGAAGAUGAUUGAUGGCAGUCAAGAGUCCGAGGAUACUAUCACCUGGUUUCGCAACCCUAUAUUUCAGCAUUGCGUGAGGAGCGAGAGCCAGGAUGCCGAGUGGUCUAAUAGUGCGGACGGUUCGAGAGACCGGAGAGGCGUAGCUAUCAAGGCUCAACUGCUAGACGCUAUCAACCAAGAGGAAGUGCACCAGGUCAUGUUAGAUGCCUUCACCGCGAAACUACGGUCAAGCUUGCAAGUCGAAGAGGGCCGGAAUCUUUUGAACCUCACGGCAGAUAAUCUGGGCAUUGACUCUCUUGUUGCUGUCGACAUUCGUUCGUGGUUCAUUAAGGAGCUCCAAGUCGAGAUCCCCGUGCUAAAAAUCAUAAGUGGAACGACUAUGGGUGAAUUGCUUGUCUGCGCACAAGAGUUACUCCCAGCAGCCCUAACGCCGAACUUGGACCCCAAUAACAAAGACAAGCCUCGGAUUAGGGAACCAAAAAAGCUAGGGACGAAGCCAAAAUCCGCGACAAACCUCAUUUCCACUUCAGAAACAUCACCAGCAAAGCAACAAGGGCAGCCCACCCGCGAAAACUUGGCCGAAGAGAUAAAUUCUCGGGCAUCCACGACGGGGGUAAAGGGGCCACAAUGGCAGGCACAAGCCCAAUUGAGAUCAUCCGCAAAGCCUGUUUCAGCAGGGCCAGCAGAGUCUGGAAUUGGGCGAGAUGAGCACAGUGAAAACGAGGGCGACGAAAGGACUGACUUGACAUUAAUAACACCCACUUCUUCCUCGGAGUCUGCCAGCAUCUCAAACUCCUCCCCACUCAAAUUUCUUGCACUCUCAUUUGAUGAGGUUCAGCGACCAGGGACAGAGAAUUCCACUCCGGGCACUUCCUCCAAUACGUGGUCAGAGAUCGACGGCUACGAAGUACUGUCUCAGAAUUCCUCCUUUGGGCCGUCAUCGAAAAAAGUCCCCAAGGAACCAAAGUCGACGAACAUGCUAAGAAAGGUUGUCGCCUCCAGCACUGCGGUCACGAAGAAGGUGCUGAUUUCGUUCGCCCAGUCCCGAUUCUGGUUCUUGGAGCAGUACCUACAAGAUGCAUCUACGGCAUUCAAUAUCACUCUAUCCAUUAGCCUGAAUGGCUCACUGGACGUGGGAAAAUUCGAGCGAGCCGUCAAGCUUGUUGGACAGCGCCACGAGGCGUUACGAACACGAUUUAUUGCCGCAAAUAAUGACGGAACGGCUGAAGCACAGGAUGUCAUGCAAGAAGUUCUUGCGGUUCCGACACUGGAAUUGGAGCUGCAAGACAUUGGCAGUGACACCCAGGCAGAUGAAGUGUAUAAAGAAAUUCGAAGGCACCGAUAUAAACUGUCUGAGGGUGAAAACAUGAGGAUCUUACUCCUUAGGAGGUCGCUAGCUUCGUUCCAACUCAUCAUCGGCUACCAUCACAUAAACAUGGAUGGUGUAAGCUUGGAGGUGAUUCUGCGAGAGCUGGAGAUGGCGUAUAACUCCAAAACCCGGCUCUCGAGUGUCCAGAACGUGCUGCAGUAUCCCGAUUUUGCGGAACAGCAACGACACGAGUAUGAAUCGGGCCAGUGGACAGAUGAUCUUGCCUUCUGGCGAAACGAAUUUGGAGACAUAAGCUCAACGAUCCUAGAGCCACUCCCACUUCUACCCAUGGCUAAAACUUCAAGGCGCUCGCCUCUCACAGUAUAUUCUACCAGCACUGCAGAUUUCCACGUGAACCAAAGUAUUCUACAGAACAUAGAGUCCACUUGCAAAAGGCUGAAGGUGACAGCGUUCCACUUCCAUCUCGCUGUGUUCUAUACUCUCCUCAUUCGGUUGGUCGACGUCGAACACCUCUGUAUCGGCAUAAGCUCCGCGAACCGCGGCCACGGAGCAGACAAGCUGCAGAGCGUGGGAAUGUAUUUGAAUCUCCUUCCUCUAUUGCUAAGGGCCCAGCCCAACCAGACCUUCGCUAACGUGCUGAGGAUGGUUCGCGAAAAGUCACAAACCGCUCUCGCACACUCCAAGGUCCCGUUUGACGUUAUUGUGAGCGAGCUAGGCCUUCCUCGGUCAACGACUCAUAGCCCGUUAUUCCAGGUCCUUUUCAACUAUCGGCCUGGUGUAUCAGAGCGUCGCAGCUUCUGUAAUUGUGACAGCGAAGUUGUUGCGUUUGAGCAAGGACAGACAGCGUAUGAUCUGACCUUGGACAUCAUUGGGAACCCUGGCGGCGACUGCCAUGUCAUCCUAGCUGGACAGUCGGCACUCUACAACGCUCAUCAUAUGGGCAUGCUAAGAAACAUGUACAAACAGCUACUUGGCUCAUUUGCUCGGAACCCUGCAUUGCGGCCUAGUAUGGAGUCAUUAUAUGAUGCAGAGGAAGCAAGAAGCGCAAUUCAACUGGGACGAGGUCCCUUUUACAAAUACUUGUGGCCAGAAACUCUACCUCAUCGUAUUGACAUGAUGGUUCAGAAAUACAACAAUAAGAUAGCACUCGUGGAUGCCAGCAAAGGGCCAAAAUCAUCUUCAUCGUUGAGCUACGCACAAAUGGCCAACAGGGUAAACUCCAUCGCCACUGCCUUGAACAAGCAACAACCACCCAUAGGACAUGGAAGCAUAGUCGGUGUCUUCCUAGAACCUGGUUUGAAUUGGAUAUGCUCGCUUUUGGCCGUUUUGCGCCUCGACGCCACGUAUAUGCCCCUCGAUUCACGCACUGGACUGGAUCGAUUGUCUGCCAUCGUUCAAGAUUGUAAACCUACCUUGUUGCUCGUCGACGAUUCGACUGAGGAAGAGUCAGAAUACUUUGACUCGGUUCAGACGAAAAUUAACAUUGAUCGAUAUGCAACGACAACUGCCACAACACUAAUACCAAAUACGGCGAAGGCGAACUCGGUCGCAGCCAUCCUGCACACCAGCGGCUCUACUGGCAUUCCAAAGGGCAUUAUCAUGAGACACGAGACUUUCGCGAAUAGCAUCGAAAUCAUGACCGACAAGUUGCACUUCCGUGAGGGGGGUGAUGUGACCCUUCAGCAGAGCUCCUACAGCUUCGACAUGUCGCUCUGUCAGACGUUCCUGACACUUUCCAAUGGUGGAACUCUCCACGUUGUUCCGAAACAGCUCCGGGGAGACCCACUGGCUAUCUCUUCCAUUAUUGCAACGCAAGGUAUCACUUUUACGACAGCCACCCCGGCAGAGUACAUCAGUUGGAUUCGCUAUGGGAAAUCCGUGGAUCUUGGCAAGUCCAGUUGGAGACUCGCCCAGACAGGUGGUGAGCCAGUUAGCAAGGCGUUGAAAGACGCCUUCCGUGAAGUCUCUAAUUCAGGCUUGCACCUAGUUGAUUGUUAUGGCCCAACUGAGAUCACGUUUUGCUGCAGUAGCAGGGACGUGGAUUACUGGGCUGAAGUUCCUAAUGAAGAUGGAACUGACAACGCUACGGGCUUGCAAACAUGGCCAAACAAUUCGGUAUACAUUGUCGACACUAAUAUGAAGGCGGUUCCUGUUGGCAUUCCAGGACAGGUGCUCAUCGGCGGAGCGGGUGUCGUCGCCGGUUACCUGCACAGCGAGCUCGAUGCUCGAGGAUUUGCUACAGAUACCUUCGCGCCUACCGAUUUCCUUGCGGCUGGGUGGUCUCGAUUACAUCACACCGGGGACUUCGGACGACUUAGCAAGGUGGAUGGAAGCCUGAUCCUCCAGGGACGUAUCGCCGGCGACACUCAGGUCAAACUUAGGGGUCUCCGGAUCGACCUGCGUGAGGUGGAGGCUGCAAUUAUCAAUGCCGCGGAAGGCAAAAUUGUCGAUGUUGCUGUGACGGUGCGCGAGUCAACGACCUCUGGUUCCGAGCUCUUGAUCGCUUUUGCUGUUACUACUUCAACUAACAGCAAUGGAAAAGCGGAUGAUGAACUCAGUAGGGUGCUCAACCGGCUGCCCCUACCGCUCUACAUGCGCCCCGCUGCUAUAAUUCGUCUCGCAAAUCUGCCAAUUAACACAUCCAACAAGAUCGAUAGAGCCGCUCUGAAAUUGAUCCCACUUCCAGAAGGGCGUUAUAACUCAGAUGAUGCCACAACUUCUCUCGGUCCUCAGUUGAAUGACACUGAAUCACGCUUGAAAGAGCUAUGGGAGGACCUCAUUUCGAGCGAAGUACUCUCGCAAUAUAAAAUCGCUCCAGAGUCUGACUUUUUUCACGUCGGUGGCAGUUCGAUGAUCUUGGUUAAACUGCGGGCACGGAUCCAAAAGGCGUUUGGAAUAGGCAGCCACCAACUCUCAUUGUUCCAGUUGUUCGAAUCCAGUACUCUAGGAGGUAUGGCAACCCUGGUCAUAGAUUCUUCAUCGCCGAAGAACCCGUCACAGAGCCACAACAAUAGCCGCAGAACAGUCCCCGACGAAGAAGAAAAGGCCAUUGACUGGGAGGUAGAAACGGCAAUCUCGCCCAGCCUAAUGCGCAAUCCUCUGUCAAAGCAACACUUCUUCACACAACCAGAUGUAAUAGUCCUCACCGGGGCUACGGGCUUCCUAGGCAGAGCCAUCUUGACGCGCCUGCUCGAAGAUGGUAUCGUCAGCAAGAUUCACUGCCUUGCGGUCCGUGACCCGAAAGGCAUCUGCGAGCGCUACCCUGCCUUGUUCCGAUCCCCACAAGUCGUAGUUCACGCCGGCGAUUUAGCACUGCCACGCUUCGGACUCGCAGACGAGCAACAACUUUCAGACAUCUUCUCUGAGGCCCACGCGGUGAUUCACAAUGGCGCAGACGUCUCCUUUAUGAAGUCGUACACCAGCCUGAAGCCCGCCAACCUCGAAGCCACCAAGGAACUUGUGCGUCUUUGCCUUCCCUACCAGCUGUCGUUCCACUAUAUCUCCUCGGCAGCUGUUACACACCUAACAGGGGAGGAAAGCUUCGAGCAGCGGUCGGUUGGGUCGUAUUCCCCGCCAUCAUCAUCCGAGCUACUAAAUGGCAACAGUGGGUACCUGGCUACUAAGUGGGCCAGUGAGCGGUACCUUGAGAAAAUCAGCGAUCGAUGCGAGUUGCCUAUCUGGAUUCAUCGACCAUCGUCUAUCACGGGUGAUGGCGCGUCUGAGGUGGAUCUAAUGACCAAUUUGUUGCACUACUCGCGCACCAUCAAGGCGGUUCCCGAUACCAGCUUGUGGCGGGGGUACAUUGACCUGGUUUCUGUAGGCCGUGUCGCCAUGGAUAUUGCGAACCAGGUCUACGAAGACUACUCUUGGCCCGGCAACGUCAAGUACCUGUACGAAUCUGGGGAGCAAGAGAUUUUGCUAUCAGAUAUAAGGGGUGUGCUAGAAAGAGCGACUGGUGGGUCGAAGAUUGAGACGGUUCGGAUGGAGGAAUGGGUUUCAAGGGCGGAAGAGAAGGGGUUGAAUCCCCUACUUGGCGAGUAUUUGCGACAUAUAGAUGGCACUCCGUUUGUUUUUCCACGCUUGGUGCAUGAGGGCGAUUUCUUCUAG